Molecule: messenger RNA, 1091 nt
Organism: Saprolegnia diclina VS20
Lineage: Eukaryota; Oomycota; Saprolegniomycetes; Saprolegniales; Saprolegniaceae
Exons: 1
Coding region: 89-958 (289 amino acids)
Source: RefSeq, a predicted model, not a curated record
GCGGAGCAGUUGACACGACACGAGCGGAGAGACUUCUCACCAACCUCACUUUUCCAUUCGCCUCGCCGAGUUCACUACCACCACUACCAUGAAGGCCGCUAUCAUCCUCGCCGCUGCUGCCUCGUCGGCUUUUGCCGUCGAGUGCUCGCUCGACCAAUUCAUGCCGCUUGUCCCGAUCGCGACGGACCCGAACGGCCCGUUCGCCAAGUGCGCUGCGGACAUCCAGAAGCCGGUGACCAACCUCAUGAAGCCGUCGUGGAUCCCGGAGGACCUUGCCACGGUCAAGCUCUUCGGCGCCUCGGACAACUGCAAGAACUUCUUCGCGACCGUCACCAAGCACAUGGCCACGAUUGCGCCGCCGUGCACGCUGACGCAGAAGACGGGCCCCACGACGUCGGAUGUCGCGGCCAAGCUUUCCUUCGACCAGGCCAUCAAGGGCUGGACUGCGUUCUACUCGCCGACGGACAAGCCGACGGACGCGCCCAAGCCGACGGACCCGACGAAGCCGACGGAUGCCCCGAAGCCCACCGACCCGACGAAGCCCACGGAUGCUCCCAAGCCCACGACGGCUGGCCCGGCCCCCGGCCCUAACCCGGUCCCCGCCGGUUGCACGGAUGUCUCGGUCGUUGGCGAUGCCACGUAUUGCAUUGCUGGUCCCAUCUGCUCGGGCUCUGGCCUCCUUCCCGCUGGCACCAAGUGCCCCAAGAAGGGUGACCUCGCUUCGAAGGACUGCCACAAGCACCUCAAGAGCUACACUGAGGGCGGCAAGUGCAUUGCCCCCGCCGACACGGUCUGCGAGAAGAUCCCCUCAGGUGCCUACGGCUGUGUCGUCUCGAAGGGCACGGCCGCCCCCACGCCGGCUGCCUCGACUCCGUUGCCGACGCCUGCUGCCUCGACGCCCGUGGCCUCGACGCUCAAGCCCACGCCGGCCCCGACCAAGCCGUCGCUCCGCUUCUAAGCGUACUCCAUCCCUGAAGGAUACCCUUUCUACUUGAAGUCGUUGUCGUGAUGCCGCUUUCGCGAGUACUUGUCGAACUGUUUAGCUUAACUUUCCACCAACGGAAUAUAUGCUGAAUGAUGUUCUUGCCCAU